Messenger RNA from Epinephelus fuscoguttatus (brown-marbled grouper), 1165 nucleotides. RefSeq names its product FA core complex associated protein 24 (gene faap24). Gene Ontology annotation, molecular function: chromatin binding. NCBI's taxonomy places the organism in Eukaryota, Metazoa, Chordata, Actinopteri, Perciformes, Serranidae. The transcript has 4 exons. Gene Ontology annotation, biological process: interstrand cross-link repair. Gene Ontology annotation, cellular component: Fanconi anaemia nuclear complex. The record is from RefSeq and is a predicted model, not a curated record. Bases 161 to 814 code for a protein of 217 amino acids.
CCGAAGAAGACAUUCAGACUUUGGAGGCAACAAAACAAAGCUCAUGUUGGUGUUUUAACUCGUCUGCAUGGAUGCAGUUAGCUCUACAUUUAAGCCAGCUCCUGUAAAGUUGAAUUUAUGUCUUUUACCGCAUUAGUGAAACAUUUCUGUGUGUGACUUCAUGGAGACCAAAGCGCGUGCUGUGCUGAAUGCGGUUCCUCCUUACGGACAUGUUGUUGCCAGCGAGAAAUGGAGGAACUCGUCCCUCAUUCAAAGCUUAAAGGGUGGAGGUGUGAAAAUCCUCUUUGAGAAUGAGCUCGGCAUGGCAGAUUUCCACCUGCCCAACAAAAGCUGCAUCCUCUACGUGUCUGAGUGUGACAUCAUAGCAGGAAACAGCUACAAGAAGAAACUGGUUCGCUACAGAAAUACCAGCAGCAGUUUCCAGGCGUUGGUGCUGGUGGAGAACACCAGACUCAGUGAGCAGUAUUUCUCUGCUGUGCAGAAGUUUGUGGUGUUCGACCUCGGCUUGACUCUGCUGCCGGUCAGCGGGCAGACUGAGGCCUCGCAGCUCAUCGCUCAGAUCGUUCACGGGGAGGGCAGAGAGAACCCCUUCAGGAGGAGGAGUUCGUCUCGGCUGUUGGACCCGCUGGUCCUGGCGCUGGUGCAGCAUGUCCCCGGGGUCGGCAGGGUCAAAGCUAUGGCCCUGCUGCAGCAAUUCUCCAGCAUCCAGCAGCUCUGCAACGCCGCCCCCGCCGAGAUGGUGCCCAUCGUGGGUCAGGCUGCAGCUCAGCAAAUCCACAGCUUCUUCCACAAACCCACCGCUGCCGGAACCUGACGGCUCAACUCUAGGUCAUUAUUUAGAUAAGAAGGUUUGGAUUUAAUGGUGAUGCAGCAGCUCUUUGGUUCACAUCAUUAACUCUUCUGUACAAACUUUAAAAACAAUAUUUAUGCACUGUUGUCUGACUGAGAUAUCUCAGUCUGGACCAAAGUGGAGGACCCACAGACAGACAUUGCCGUUCACAGAUUUGCUCUCUGGCUUUGCUGCUCAGUGUGACAAAUUCUGUUUUGUUUUGUUUUGUUUUUUGCACUCUGCACUUUUGCAUCCACAAUAAACAAGUAUCAGUCAUUUGUAGCAUCAGUUGUCCUUUUUUACCUCUUAAAUUCUUUCCUUAGUUUAUCAGUAAUU